GGGGCCUGCGCGGGGACUUCCCCAGAGCUGAGCUGCGCAGCGGGGUUUUGGCCACAUUGGGCCAGGGCACAAAGUAACCACUUAACUCCCUUCUCAGCGAGGAAGCGCGGGAGAAAGGGUAUGGCGCAGUCACACGGAUGGGUGAAAAGAUACUUCAAGGCCUUUUGCAAAGGCUUCUUCGUGGCAGUGCCUGUGGCAGUGACUUUCUUGGAUCAAGUUGCCUGUGUGGCAAGAGUGGAAGGCGCAUCAAUGCAGCCUUCUUUGAACCCUGGGGGAAGCCAGUCAUCUGAUGUGGUACUUUUGAACCACUGGAAAGUGAGGAAUUUUGAAGUACAACGUGGCGACAUUGUAUCGUUGGUGUCUCCUAAAAACCCAGGACAGAAAAUCAUUAAGAGAGUGAUUGCUCUUGAAGGAGAUAUUAUAAGAACCAUGGGACACAAAAACCGAUAUGUCAGAGUUCCCCGUGGCCACAUCUGGGUUGAAGGUGAUCAUCAUGGACACAGUUUUGACAGUAAUUCUUUUGGGCCGGUUUCCCUGGGACUUCUUCAUGCCCAUGCUACACAUAUCCUGUGGCCUCCAGAGCGCUGGCAGAAAUUGGAAUCUGUUCUUCCUCCAGAGCGCUUGCCAGUUCAGAGAGAGGAUGAAUCACCACCUGGAUCUGCUUGAGCUGGUGUUGGGUGGUGGAUAGAGAAGAGGAAGCUCCAGAGGAAAAGCCUCCACCGAUAGCAUGCUGUGUGGCAAACAUUUGUCUCACAUCACAGUGAUCUGUGUUAUUAUCAUUUUAAAUAUUCAAUGGUUCCUGGUGUUCUGUUAAACUUUAAUACUUUCUUCUUUAAUGCCAAAAAAAAAUUCAGACCUUUGAGAAUCAGGAACUAUUGUACCCAUGUCUUACAGGGGAUAAACAAGUUAGUUCUUAUACAUACAUAUUCCAUUGAUUGUUGGGUUUUGCUGCUUGUUGCUGGCAGAAUUUGAAAAUUCAUAUUCAAUAAAAAUAAUUUGUGACUGUUAAAUACAACUUAGAUAAAUGCAUAUUAUAUGGAAGAUGUAAUCGACAGCAGCGACAAUGCAAUACUGUAGGUGCAGAGUACAGUGAUAUUAUAAUAAAACAAUGGCUUGUUGAGGUCCUGUUUUGAAUGUUUAUCAUUUAACCUCUACAUAAAUUAAUGGGGAACAGCUCCUCUUCUGGAAGUAAGGAAUAAAGAAUAUGCAAUGCCAAUACUUACAUGCUAUCAAACUUUUCGUACUGGUCCUUCUUAAUCCAUAACUUCAGAGUGAUCUCAUGCCUGUUCAAAAUGAUGAGCAAAGCCCCUCAUCUGCAUUCAGUCAUUGUUUGGUAACUGACUCUGAGUGAAAU
This is a messenger RNA of Lepus europaeus (European hare), 1354 nucleotides long. It is a transcript of the gene IMMP2L, whose product is annotated as inner mitochondrial membrane peptidase subunit 2. Gene Ontology annotation, biological process: mitochondrial respiratory chain complex assembly. Lineage: Eukaryota; Metazoa; Chordata; Mammalia; Lagomorpha; Leporidae. Gene Ontology annotation, molecular function: serine-type endopeptidase activity. The transcript has 7 exons. The record is from RefSeq and is a predicted model, not a curated record. Gene Ontology annotation, cellular component: membrane; mitochondrial inner membrane peptidase complex. The coding region runs from base 121 to 666 and encodes 181 amino acids.